AUGGAGGAGGACAUUGACUGCGAGGAAAUUCGCCGAAGAAAUAUUGCACAGAAUGAAGCACUCUUGGCGUCCCUGGACCUGAAAGAUGCUUCUCAUUCCCCUGGGAUGUUGCCCGUUAAGUCUGCAAAGAGCAGGAUUUCAGAGAAGAUCGAUCGGGUUCGUCCAGUCCGGCCUCGGAAGGUGGAGAAAGCGAGAAAGGAGAACACAUCUGUUCCCCGAAGGCAGUCCUCCAGACUUGCCCAUCUGCACGCAAGCCCGGAUGAUACUCCCAUACAAAGGCUGGUCAGUGUCGUCGAAAAGCUGGAAACAAAGAGGAAACGCGAAGAAGUGGAGAGACUUGCCGUGCUAGAGCUCGAACGCGUAGCGAGGCGUCCGCGCCAUGGAAAUCUGUCUCUGGAUGAUCUUGUCGGCGACGAGGACGAUACAAAGGAAUCAAUCUCAUCAUUAAGGGAUACUCUCGAAACUGCCUGCAAUGACGUGCAUUCUGUCGAAACACGACUACGGAACUCUCGUAAUAUUGCGGAGAAGCCUCAGCUACGGGGCAGCGAUCCUGAUAUCAAUGAUCUUAGGAAAAGACUUGGCAGCAUGGUCGUGCGAUCGCGAGCCAAGCUUGGUAUUUGGGAUGCGCUGGCGCCAUCCGAAGAGAACGAAGAGGAUAAAUAUGAUGAUACCCGAGGAGGAAGAUAUUGGCGUUUACAGCCUCAUUGGCCAAGAUCUCCAAAGACCUCGAUAUCUUGCAUCAAAUUCAGCCCAACCGAUGCACAUAGUGUUUUGACGACAUCCUAUGAUUCCAUGCUGCGUGUGACCUCCUUUACAUCUGGGCAAUCUGCUGAGCUCUUUUCUCUUGCCUCGGCUUCGACACUUCUCACAUCCUUUGAUAUCGCGCCAUGUGGGAAUGAAAUAUGGAUCUCCGACACUGAUGGUGGACUAAGCUUUUUGGACCUCCGGGAAGGCAACCGAUUACGGAGACAAGUGAACGCUAAAUUGAAGAUUGGUUGUGUCAGCAUCAAUCCUGCUGCUGGAAGGAGAAGUGCUUUGGACUUAACUUCCUGCAGAACAUGGGACGUUCGAAAACUUAUGUUAAUUGAAACUGGUGCACUUGUUGAGGGUGAUGAUGACGGCUCCAGCUCGCUUAAAGUGAAACCGCCUCCUGUCCUAGAAGCAGAUCACGAGGCUGUCGCAGAUUUCCUUUCAUCAAAAUCUGGUCGGGGCUGUAUCCUCGGGCAAUUUGAGCAUAAACACAGUGUCGGAUGGAUGGACCAUUCAUUAGAUAUCAUUGCGUACAACGGAGAGGAGAUCGGGAAGCUCGCCGAUCGCUCAAAGUGA
This is a messenger RNA of Cantharellus anzutake, 1326 nucleotides long. RefSeq lists its product as uncharacterized. Gene Ontology annotation, cellular component: nucleus. Bases 1 to 1326 code for a protein of 441 amino acids. Gene Ontology annotation, molecular function: protein binding; DNA binding. NCBI's taxonomy places the organism in Eukaryota, Fungi, Basidiomycota, Agaricomycetes, Cantharellales, Hydnaceae. The record is from RefSeq and is a predicted model, not a curated record. The transcript has 7 exons. Gene Ontology annotation, biological process: regulation of DNA damage checkpoint.